UUAUGCAGAGAUAUUUUGAUUGGGAGCGAGCAGGUGCUGCGUGCUUCAUUUGUUUAUGCAUACAGAAGAAACAAUUGGAUCCAGGAGAUUUAGUUUUGGUUGUAUUUCCGAAUUUUUUCUCAAAUUAUCAAAUCCACUUUCUCUUUAGAAUGGAGGAUAUGACAGAACUACCAAAUGAAAAGCCGAUGCAGGAAAGAGGAGAGAAUGAAGGAAACCCAAUGAGGUAUCCUCCAAGACAAUUUGCAGCCACACCCGAUCCUGAAAACCCUCACAGAGUUUUGAGAGUGGAUGGUGAAGAACUAAGGAUUGCACGGGAUCGAAACAAUGUGCCUGAAAUCACCAUCGAGUCAAUGACUUCAACCACCGAGGAGUCAAAAGAUGAUGCGCACGAUGGGGGAGAUGAAGAGGGGGAACAACAAAGCGUGGUGAGAGAUAAGAAAGAAUCUGAAGAGAAGGAAAAUACGGAAAAUGAAUCCCAAAGAAUAGAUUUUGGUAAACCGGUUGAAAGAGUAGCAUCUCCGAUGAAGCCACGACCAUCGUCUCCGAUUCCUGGACGACGACCUCAGAUCCCAUUAAUGGCUUUAGUUGUUGGAGCAGCCGUGGAGAAAAGUAGAUUGGAUGAUACAUUGGGAAGCGACGAGGCCAUUUAUCAACAAUCAGCGUCCAAAUACAACUCUCUUUUGAAUCCACGCGACAACCAGGUGAGCAGGAAGUCUCUUGUUGCUGAGAUAAUGCAAACAGAUCCACACGGGAACAAACUAGAGAGAGCACCAUCCCUCGGUCGUUAUCAACCUAUGGGAUCAGAUGAUGUUAGUCUACUCAGACCAAGUGAGAUGCAAUCAUACAAGUCAAGAAGCUCAUCUGAAACGCAGCAUUCAGUGUCUCAAUCAGAAAAGCUAUCUCCUACAGAAUCAGCAGGGAAGGAGAGUAUAGAAGUAACCAAGGAAACCGACACAGAUAAAGGAAUAUCUUUCCUUAAAAAAUUCCUUGGCGCGCGGGGUUCGGAUUCUGGUCCGGUCUCCUCAGCAGACAAGGUUUGUAUAUCUUGCAUGGUGAUUGAUAAAAAAGGGUCUCCGUAUUAUUUUGAUUUGAAAACAUUUAUCUAUAGAGGUAAUAAUUCGAUUACACCUACGUGA
Molecule: messenger RNA, 1136 nt
Organism: Lytechinus variegatus (green sea urchin)
Lineage: Eukaryota; Metazoa; Echinodermata; Echinoidea; Temnopleuroida; Toxopneustidae
Exons: 5
Coding region: 3-1136 (377 amino acids)
Source: RefSeq, a predicted model, not a curated record